Molecule: messenger RNA, 3120 nt
Organism: Sciurus carolinensis (gray squirrel)
Lineage: Eukaryota; Metazoa; Chordata; Mammalia; Rodentia; Sciuridae
Gene: Klf16
Product: KLF transcription factor 16
Exons: 2
Coding region: 396-1148 (250 amino acids)
Biological process (GO): regulation of transcription by RNA polymerase II
Molecular function (GO): RNA polymerase II cis-regulatory region sequence-specific DNA binding; DNA-binding transcription factor activity, RNA polymerase II-specific
Source: RefSeq, a predicted model, not a curated record
GGGCGCGCUCGGGGCAGGAGACCCAGGCGAUCUCCUGCGCAGGAGUGGGCGCGCCGGGGGGGCGGGCUCCUCUGGCUUGAGCACCGCCCCCCGAGCCCGCGCGCUGCUUAGAGUGGUGGAGGGCGCGCCGGGCGGGGGGCGUGGCCGCGGAGCCCCGAGGGGGCGUCCUCCGGGCGGGGCGGGCCUCGGCCGCCCCCGCGGGCUCCGGUGCGUCAGGGCGCGUCAGGCGGGGCGGGGCGGGCCGAGCGCGGGCGGCGGCGGCGGCGGCGCGCGCCCGGCCUCCUCCUCCUCCUCCUCCGCCUCCCGCACUUGAGCAGCCGCUACCGGCAGGACGGACUCAGCUCCCGCCGCCUCCGCUCAGCCCGCUGCGCCUGCACCGCGCGUCCUUGCCCGGCAUGUCGGCGGCCGUGGCGUGCGUGGAUUAUUUCGCCGCCGACGUGCUCAUGGCCAUCUCCUCUGGCGCCGUGGUUCACCGCGGGCGGCCCGGCCCCGAGGGCGCGGGCCCGGCCGCCGGCCUGGAUGUGCGCGCGGCGCGCCGUGAGGCCGCCCCGCCCGGGACCCCCGGGCCGCCGCCUCCGCCCGCCGCGGGCCCGGGACCUGGCGGUGCCGCGGCGCCCCACCUGCUGGCCGCCAGCAUCCUGGCCGACCUGCGCGGCGGGCCCGGAGCCGCCCCAGGGGGCGGCUCGCCCGCCUCCUCCUCCUCGGCUGCCUCUUCCCCGUCCUCGGGCCGCGCCCCCGGCGCCGCGCCUGCCGCCGCCGCCAAGAGCCACCGCUGUCCCUUCCCGGGCUGCGCCAAAGCCUACUACAAGUCCUCGCACUUAAAGUCGCACCUGCGGACGCACACAGGUGAACGCCCCUUUGCCUGUGACUGGCCCGGCUGUGACAAGAAGUUUGCUCGCUCCGAUGAGCUGGCCCGCCACCACCGGACGCACACAGGUGAGAAGCGCUUCCCCUGCCCCCUGUGUACCAAGCGCUUCACCCGUAGUGACCACCUGACCAAGCACGCCCGCCGCCACCCUGGCUUCCGCCCGGAACUGCUCCGUCGCCCGGGUACGCGGAGCACCUCACCCAGCAACUCACUGCCCUGCAGCCUGGCUGGCAGCCCUGCGCCCAGCCCAGCGCCCAGCCCAGCCCCUGCAGGCCUGUAGGGCUCUGGUCCACCCUCUCUGGGUGGGGGCCCCCUGCUAGGCCUCGGCUUGGACCACCAGCAACAGGAGGACACGUCAGCCCUCCGGGGCCCACAUGGUUACCAACCCAGAGCCCCAGGCCCCUUCCAGCAGACCCAAGACGCCCCUGCUCACCUCAAGAAAGCAAGGAGCCUGAGACUGGACCUGGGUCAGCCUUGGAGGUGGCCCUGGACAGCAUCUGUAUAUAGCCAUGAUUGUUAACUGUCUUCCCAUCUGUUCUGCAGGGACCCCAGGUGGGCAGCCAGCAGGCCCUCCCCCUCCCCCUCCAGCACCCUCUGCCUUUCCCCAGCUGUAGUGUUUGAGGGGCGGGUGGGCCCAGGGGAGCUUCCCCUGUCCAGGGCUGUACUAGGGACUGAGGCCUCAGGCCGGCCACUCUCUCUGGGUUGGGAUGAAGUGUGCACAGAGCCAUAGACGGACCAGGGGUUCCCUUGAACCCCUGCCUGUCCCCAUCCCCACCCUACUGAAAGCCAUUGGAGAUGUUCAGGGAAAUGGGGGUGCAGCCUGGCAGCCCCCAACUUGGUUACUCAAUCUCAGGUGUCCACAGGUUCUGCCCCGGGAAAGGGCUGCUUAGCACCCAGGCCCGGGGAGGGGGAGGUGUUUCCAGAGGGCUCCAGGCCCUGCCUGGGGGAGGGAGGGAGACCGGCGGUUCCCAGGGAGGGUGGCAGCCAGGAGGGUGCUGGGUUACUCAUGCCACGCUGUCUGCUGGCAGGGGCCUGGCUCCCCCUCUGGGUGUGUGUGUGAGUGAGCGAGAGACCAAGGGGAGGCUGGUGCUGCGGGCCCAGCCUCUUUGCUUCCACUGGGGUAGGGUCCCCAUCCCCGACUUCGGCCUUUGUGGCAUUGUGUGACAGACAAUCUUGUACAGGACCCCGUUGGCCAGCUGUCCCUGCCCUGCAGGUGGGCUGUUGCCCAGCAGGCCAGGCUCUCAGGCUCCAUCCGAUCUGGGGCCUUCUGCCCCUCAAGUCCCUCUUGCUCUUGGGUGCCUGGAAGGAGUGGCCCCUGGACCCCCGACUGGAAGCAGGAGGCCCAACUCUUCAGCCUCCUGGGAUAGCUCGUUUUUUUUGGACCGGAUAGAAUAUUUUUUCAGGCCCCAAUCCCUUUCUUGUUCGGCCCCGUGGGUGGUCCGAUGUCCUCAGGGGUGGGUGGGGAGUAGUCUUGGGGAUCACCUGCCAGGCAGAGCCUCUUCAGGGUCUUCCCACUGUGGUUUGGAUUUCUUUUGGAAGAGGGACCCAGGACCUCCCUGGAGUGGAGAGGGAUCCAGGCUUCCUACCCAGACCCAGGAAGGGUCUCUGCCUGUCCUGAGGCAGGUGCAGGGUACCGGCACCCCCACUUGUUCAGAACCUUCCAGUCACCUGAUUGGGGGCUUUGGAUGACUCUGGUUUCUACCUGGCUCCAACUCCAGUCCAGUGGGACUCAGGGGUGGCGGGAGGCAGGGGUGAUGCCCUUCUGGAGCUGGGCUCGGAGGGUCUCCCUGAUCCAGUCUGCGCCGGGUCCUUCCCAGGGGUCCUUCCAGGCAGGUGCGUCUGUCUGCACACCCUCCUCUGGCCCUGUCAGAUGCCUUAGUCCCUGGGGUGGGCUGGGGGCUGGGGCCCCUUUUUCCUGUGUCUUCGGAUGUGUCUUGCUUGGUCCCAGCCCCUGUGCCUGUCCUCUGCAGGGUGGGACUGUGCUUCCAGGGCCUAGGAAGCUGGGGAGCCCUCUGAAUCCUUGGCCUCUCUCUGGUAUCUAGGGGCACAGACUCUAGCCCGCUUUCCCCUACCCCCACCCCGGGAGCUAGUGGUCUCUGGGACCCAGUUCCAGCCAUUUAGGGGUGGCCUCUGAAGGGCAAUGGGGGGGGGGAGCCCUAAGGGACUUGUGCUUUCCGUGGGCAGCGCCCCUCCCUCACCCUGCCUGGCCUCGUCCUUGUAUUUAAUGAAUUAAAGCCAUUUUUUAAACCCUG